CUCCUAAAUUCAAUUAAAAUUCUAGUUAUUAGAAAGUGAGUGGAUAUGUUUAUCAAUAUGUUGAUUAUGCAUGAAAACUAUUAUUAGGUGUCACUACCUCCCUCUAAUUCAAUGAAAAUUCCCAUUUCAUGCGACAUGACCAAGAGCAUCAUUGAGAUCAUAAAGAAAUUUGAUGAGAUUGCACAUGAUAGAAAAGUUCUUCAUCUUAGUGAAAAAGAAGCACAAAGGAGGCCUCCUUCCAAUAAUGUUAUAAAGAGGUCACCAACAAGUUCUCUUCAGCUUGAAUAUGAUGUUAUUGCAAGGGAGGAUGAAAAGAGAAAGAUAAUUCAAUUGUUAAUGUCUCAUGCAGAGGCAGACAACAUUGUAAUUCCCAUUGUCGGCAUGGGGGGUGUGGGAAAGACAACACUUGCUCAACUCGUAUACAAUAAUCCUGUGGUAUGCCAAUAUUUUUACUGGAAGGUGUGGGUGCAUGUCUCUGAAGAAUUUGAUGUUCUAAGAAUAACACAACAAAUUGUGACAUCUAUUUUGGGUUCAUCCAGACACAAUGAUAUUUAUAACUUAAAUGAUCUUCAUUGUCUACUCAAGAAGACUCUAUUUGAUAAAAAAUAUCUUAUUGUCCUUGAUGAUAUUUGGAACAAGAGAUUAGAUUUGUGGGAGGCCUUCCAAGCACCCUUUUAUGGUACUGGAAUGGGAAAGAUUAUUAUAACAACUCGAUAUAUGCCAGUUGUUGAUAUCAGGGAUAGUCCGCCGCCUCUUCUUCCCCGUCUGGUAAGAGAUUUUUUUUCCUCUUUGCUCUUGAUUUCGUGUAUGGCGGCUUCUCGUAUUCGCGAUUCUGGUUUUCUGAGCGGAAUAGCGACUCCUAUUUCGUUCAAGGAUGCGGUUUCUGGUACUUCGUCAUCCUCUUUUCCUGCUCUGAAUUUUUCUUCCCUUCGAGGCUUGCCGGCGUUGUUUAUUUCGGAGGAUGAAAUUAGGGCGCUUGCUAAACCUUUUGAGUUCUCUUUGGUUGGGCGUUUUCCGGGGCAGAGACCCUCUGUAGAAGCCAUUCGGAAAUUUUGUUUUAGUUUAAAGUUGAUUGGGGAAUUUUCAGUAACUGUGCUCAAUAAUCGGAAUGUUUUGAUAAAACUUGAGAAUGAUUUUGAUUAUUACAGAAUUUUUUCCCAUAGAUCCUAUUUUGUUCAAAAUUGUUAUAUGAAAGUGGUGAAAUGGACUCACCAUUUGGACGUUGAGUUGGAUUCUCCUAUUGUGCCGAUUUGGGUUUCUUUCCCUCUUCUUAGGCCCCAUUUAUUUACUCCUAGAAUUCUCUUUGGUUUAGCCUCUCUUUUCGGUCGGCCCCUCAAAUCCGACUUGGCGACGGCUUCUGGGUCGCGGCCGUCGGUAGCUCGUAUAUUGGUUGAGUUGGAUGUUACCAAGAAACAUGAGGAUAAGUUAUGGGUUGGAUCUGUGGAAUCUGGGUAUAUUCAAACGGUUAUAUUUGAUGAAAUUCCUACUUUUUGUAAUCAUUGUAGUUCUCUAGGACAUUCUAAGGAUGCUUGUCCAAUUUUGCACCCGAAUUGUAAUGUGCCUAAAACUGCGAUAAAUCGUUGUGAAGCUCCGAUGUUGGAGGAACCUGUUGUAGUUGAUGCUCAAAAUGAAAAUGUUAUGCUUGAGUUGAAGGCGUUGGAGUCGGUUCUACCUGUUGUUGAUUCUGAUACUGAUCAGGCUAUUAAGCCAUCAGGUGGUAUUUUGUUGGAUAAAUCUAUGGAGGAUACUGUACUGGUGGAAAAUGUGGUUGUGGUUGAGGCGGAAACUUCUUUGUCACCAAAUGCUGUGCCUUUUUUUCCUUUAUCUGUCGUAACUGAUCAUUUGGCGGUGAAUGAGGCUAUUUCGGUUGACAUUCUGGAGCCGGAUUACAAUGGGAGGUUGGUUUCUAAUGUUGUUUUGCAGGAGUCGGCUCCUACCGAGGGAGAUGGACUGGUUCUGAGGGUUGAAGAUGAUGUUGCGGUUCGAAAUCAGAGUAAUGGUGAUAGUUUGGUUUCGUUGGUGGGGGAAAUAAAUGCUAAUAUGGAAGUGCAGGGAAUGUUGGUUAAUUCUCAAGACUUGGUUACUGUGCCUGUGAAACUAAUGGAAUCCCAAAAUGUUUUGGGUAGUAAGUCUGAAAUGGUUGUUGGACUUCAAUGUGACUGGUUAAUUAAUUCCGCGGAAGAAAAUUCGGGUUCUGAAUCUGUUUCAGAGUCUGAUUAUGAGUUGAAGAUGGGCGAUGAUGUGGCUGGGGCUCCCCUCCUCGUUGAUUUCCUUGUGGCAAUCGUCGGUUUCGUUAUCUUCUGGAUGGUCCUUGCGAGGUCUCGAGGAUGUUGGAUGCUCUGGCUGAUUGCUGAGCCCUUAUUUGGAUUGAGAUUUUACAAUAUUCCUGUUGGCAACAUGGUUCCUCCUCACCUUCUUGAUGCCAUUGUAGUUCUAGUUACCACUGAGGAGAUUAAAGUUGUAGUUUUUGAUGCGGUUUCUUCCUCAGCUCUAGGACCAGAUGGUUUUUCCUCUGAUUUUUAUCAGCAAACUUGGCAUAUUACUAGCUUCAUCGAUUCUUUAGUUAAGGGUUUGGAAAUGGCAGGAACAACUUCUUUUAUCAUCUCCAAUCUAUUGACUUCCUUGGAACGAUUAUCCCAGUUUAUACCUACCUUUACUUCAUUGGCUACAUCUUCCUCAUCAUCCAUAGCACAUAAAGAUGUAACUUUAUCCAAAGUUAAUUGGAUCCAAAAAAGAUUAAUGGAGGAUUUUAUACGAUUGUCGAGGAUGCUGCUAAGAAUUCAAGCAGUCCUUCAUGAUGCCGAGGAGAGGGAGAUCUAUGACAAGGCUAUCCAGCUCUGGCUUAGCAAGCUUAGAGAAGUUGCUUAUGAUGCUGAAGAUGUUUUGGAUCAAUAUGAUUAUCAAGUUAUAAAAACCCAAUUAGAAGGAAUGUCAACAACAGCUAAAGAAAAGCUAGAACAAGUGGAUGAUAUUGAUUUUUUUGGCUAUCGGGUAUCACUACCUCCCUUUAAUUCAAUUAAAAUUCUCAUUUCUUACGACAUGGCCAUGAGGAUCAUUGAGAUCAUAAAGAAAUUUGAUGAGAUUGCAAAUGAUAGAAAAGCACUUCUUCUUAGUGAAAAAGAUGCACCUAGGCAUCCUAGGUGGCCUCAUUUUAAUGAUUUUAUAAAUAGGCCACCAAGUAGUUCUAUUCUACUUGAAUCUGAUGUUUUUGGAAGGGAGAAGGAAAGGAUGAAGAUAUUUCAAUUGUUAAUGUCUGAUUCAGAGAAGGAGAACAUUGUAAUUCCCAUUGUUGGCAUGGGGGGAGUGGGAAAGACGACACUUGCUCAACUUGUAUACAAUGAUCCUAAGGUUUGCCAGCAUUUUAGCCCAAAGGUUUGGGUUUGUGUCUCCGAACAAUUUGAUGUUCUGAGAAUAACAAAAGAAAUUUUGUCAUCCAUUAUGGGUUCAUCCAAGUACAAUUAUUGCAAUAACUUGAAUUAUCUUCAAUGCAAACUCAAGGAUGCUCUAUUAAAUAAAAAAUUUCUUCUUAUUCUUGAUUAUGUCUGGAAUGAGAAAGCAGAUAUAUGGGAAGCCUUACGAGCCUCGUUUUCUAGUACAGUAGUGGGAAAGAUUAUUAUAACAACUCGAUCUAUGUCAGUCUCUCACAUCAUGCAAACAGUGUCCCCACUUCAGCUUGAAUGCUUGCAUGAAGAGGAGUCAUGGUUUUUGUUCCAAAGGCAUGCUUUCCAUGGUUGGAAGCUUGAUCAACAAUUAAAAUUUGAACAAAUUGGGAGGAGAAUUGCUGAGAAAUGUGGUGGAUUGCCUUUGGCUUUAAAAGUUAUUGGUGGAUUUCUACGAAAUGAAUUUAUGGAGCAAACAUGGAAUGAUGUGUUAAACAAUAAUUUAUGGGAUCCCAAAGAAAUUAUUUUGUCUUCAAUAAGGAUAAGCUAUAAUUACUUGCCAUCAUAUCUUAAACCAUGCUUUCUUUAUGCAUCUUUGUUCCCAAAGGGUCAUUACUUUGAGAAACUAGAGUUAAUAAGAAUGUGGAUCGAUCAAGGUUACAUUCAGCUCACAGAAAGAACAAUUUUAUGGGAAGAUAUUGCAGUUGAAUACUUUGAAGACUUGGUGAGAAGGUCAUUCUUUCAAUGCUCAAAACAUAAAGGAUUUAUUUUGCAUGAUAUGAUUUUGAUGAAUUCAAGAACAUCCCCAAAGAUGCAAAGCAUAUAUUCAUAG
Messenger RNA from Dendrobium catenatum, 4212 nucleotides. RefSeq lists its product as uncharacterized. Gene Ontology annotation, biological process: defense response to other organism. Gene Ontology annotation, molecular function: ADP binding. The record is from RefSeq and is a predicted model, not a curated record. The coding region runs from base 112 to 4212 and encodes 1366 amino acids. NCBI's taxonomy places the organism in Eukaryota, Viridiplantae, Streptophyta, Magnoliopsida, Asparagales, Orchidaceae. The transcript is spliced from 7 exons.